Emys orbicularis (European pond turtle) is the source of this 1044-nucleotide messenger RNA. It is a transcript of the gene ANGPTL7, whose product is annotated as angiopoietin like 7. The record is from RefSeq and is a predicted model, not a curated record. The coding region runs from base 1 to 1044 and encodes 347 amino acids. NCBI's taxonomy places the organism in Eukaryota, Metazoa, Chordata, Testudines, Emydidae. The transcript is spliced from 5 exons.
AUGCCAGUGAAAGUCACUAUGCAACUGGCAUGGCUCUGUGUUAUCACCUUGUCCUUGGCCAUCUACCCAGCGUGGCUGCAGAAGCCUCCCAAGAGGAGAACGACCAACGGGAACACCCAGCUCAAACUGAUGGGCUGCUGCGAUGAGAUGAAAGAGCUCAAGUUGCAGAUAGCCAACCUGAGCACCAUGCUGGGGUCACUGAGCAAGAAGCAGGAAGACGACUGGGUGAAUGUGGUUAUGCAGGUGAUGGAGCUGGAAGGGAGCACCAAGCAGAUGGAGUCCCGGCUCAUCGAUGCCGAGAGCAAGUACUCCGAAAUUAACAGCCAGAUAGACAUCAUGCAGCUGCAGGCAGCCCAGACGGUCACACAAACCUCAGCUGAUGCUGUCUAUGACUGCUCAUCCCUUUACCAGAAGAAUUACAGAAUCUCCGGUGUUUACAAGCUGCCUCCAGAUGAAUUCUUGGGGAGCCCUGACCUAGAGGUGUAUUGUGACAUGGAGACAGACGGUGGUGGCUGGACCAUCAUCCAGAGGCGCAAAGUUGGCCUGAUCUCUUUCAACAGAGACUGGAAACAAUACAAGGAAGGAUUUGGCAAUAUCCGGGGAGAUUUCUGGCUAGGGAAUGAAAAUAUCUAUCGGCUCUCCAGACGCCCGACCCUGCUGCGAGUAGAGCUGGAGGACUGGGAAGGCAACAUCCGCUACGCACAAUAUAACCAGUUCACCCUGAGCAACGAGUUGAAUAGCUACCGCCUUUUCCUGGGGAACUACACCGGCAACACAGGGCGUGACUCCCUAAGGUACCACAACAACACAGCCUUCAGCACCAAGGACAAGGACAACGACAAGUGCGUGGAUGACUGUGUCGAGUUCCGUAAAGGUGGAUACUGGUACAACUGCUGCACAGAUUCCAACCUGAAUGGGGUUUACUACCGCAAAGGGGAACACACCAAAAACAUGGAUGGAAUCACCUGGUAUGGCUGGCACGGCUCAACCUACUCUCUGAAAAGAGUCGAGAUGAAGAUCCGCCCAGAGGAUUUCAAACCCUAG